AUGUUGCGUCGCACAUUGUUAUCAGCCUCACUCCUUCUUACCAGUUUCAUCGCGCCUGCGUUUGCCGGGUUCGGUGUCAAGGAAUCUGGGAACUCAUUUGUAGUCGAUACCGAUGGCGGACUGGUCUUUACAGUUGAUAAGCGAAAUGGUGACAUUACUUCUAUGCUUUACAAUGGCAUUCAGGCCCAAGACCAGACUAAGCGCAGUCACAUUAGUUCCGGUCUGGGCAAUGCACCAUGCUCGUGGACCAAGAUCGGGAACUACAUCAAGAUUACUUGCACGACCAGCACAUUGACCCAAUACUACGUCGCCCAAUACAAGAAUCCUGGCAUUCACAUGGCCACCUACAUUACCGCCGAACCAUCGGUCGGAGAACUUCGCUUUAUCGCUCGUCUUAAUGCCAACACUAUUCCUAAUGGCCAUGGUGCCUCUAAAGUCGCUGGAUCUUCGAGCACCGUAGAGGGAAGCGAUGUUUUCGUCGUCAGUGGUCAGACUCGCUCCAAGUUCUACUCCUCGAAGCAAUUUAUUGAUGACCAAGUCCAUGGGGCUACUGGAUCUGGAAUUGGCGCAUACAUGAUUAUUCCCGGUACUGGCUACGAGUCUGCUUCAGGUGGACCUUUCUUCCGCGAUAUCAAUAAUCAGAACGGUGGCCAACAAGAGGUUUAUAUACAUGAAUUCGGGACACACGCAGACGGAGGACUACCGUAUGGGCUUGCACGGGCCAUACCUCUCCAAUUUACCACCGGAAGCGUUCCUUCCGCGGACAUUAACCUGGCAUUCUGGGAUGGACUUGGGAUCAAAGGUUACGUGCCUCGCUCCGGGCGUGGGUUCGUCAAGGGCAAGGCGAGUGGUGUGCCUUCCAACUAUGCGGGGUUAGUUGUGGUUGGAUGGUCCAACUCGGCUGCUCAAUACUGGGCGCGAGCAGAGGCAAGCACCGGAAACUACUUUUCCCCUGCUAUGAAGCCUGGAACCUACACCAUGACAAUGUACAAGAGCGAGCUUGCGGUUGCUAAAUCUACUGUGACCAUCUCUGCGGGCCAAACUUCGACAGCCAAUAUUCAGUCUACCGAAGCGAAUCCAAGCACAAUUUGGCAGAUUGGAGAAUUUGAUGGUACUCCCCGAGGCUUCUUGAACGCCGACAUGAUCGAGACUAUGCAGUACGUGUUGACGAAUUUUGCCCAUCGGACAAACGCAUGCACGAAUGGCUCCGAACUAUACUGUUGGCCAGCAAGGUAUUGGAUACUUCCCAAUGGCCAUUUUCAAGGCGAUCGGCCCUGCCACCGUCGGUGGGCCAUGAAUAGCUCCCAGACUGGGGCGCGUACACUCGAGAUUGGGGUCACCCUGGCAUUCGCAGGUGGUCGUCCUCAAGUUACGAUCAACGGUUGGACCGGACCGGCUCCUCCUGCUCCUAGUCAACCCAACAGCCGUGGCGUCACUCGCGGAACAUGGCGUGGAAACAACACGCUUUACACCGUAAAGAUUCCCGCGGGAGUCCUCAAGUCCAACGAGGUCAACGUCAUGACAAUCAACGUUAUAUCCGGCUCUUCAGGUGAUACUUACUUAUCUCCCAAUGUUGUGAUCGACGCAGUCCGUCUUUAUUAA
Rhizoctonia solani is the source of this 1602-nucleotide messenger RNA. RefSeq names its product rhamnogalacturonate lyase. Bases 1 to 1602 code for a protein of 533 amino acids. Lineage: Eukaryota; Fungi; Basidiomycota; Agaricomycetes; Cantharellales; Ceratobasidiaceae. Gene Ontology annotation, biological process: pectin catabolic process. Gene Ontology annotation, molecular function: carbon-oxygen lyase activity, acting on polysaccharides; carbohydrate binding. The record is from RefSeq and is a predicted model, not a curated record. The transcript has 20 exons.